Triticum turgidum subsp. durum (durum wheat) is the source of this 411-nucleotide messenger RNA. The record is from the annotation of a GenBank genome assembly. Lineage: Eukaryota; Viridiplantae; Streptophyta; Magnoliopsida; Poales; Poaceae.
AUGUACCAGUUAGAUGAAAUGCUAGAUGGAGAGGUUAGUAGUGACCUUGGCAGCUUGGUCAUCGACUAUCUCUUGCUUGAUGAGAGUGUUGAGGCUGUAAUACAAGUCUCUGCAAAGAUUGACUGCCCUCAUCAUAUGAGAUUCACUGCAUUCACUAGUGGCUUUGAUGGUGAGAUUGUGCUGUUUGACGAUAAGUUCUCUGGGAAUGGAAAACUGUUCCAGUAUGUUGUCGCGGUGAAGGCUGAGGGGAAAUUGGACAUUUGCUUAAAAUUGGAGGAAUCAUUGUUUUGGUGGACUUUCCAGGAAGGAGCUGUUGGAGCUGUUAGGUUCCCUGAUGACUCGGUUUUGAAUUACGGGCAGUUUGAGGUGACGGUGCUUUUUGCUCCUAAGAACUUUACAAUGGCUGGCUGA